UACCCCAACGCUCCGCCUUCGGAGCAAGUGGCUGUUUAAGCCGCUGCAUCGAGAGGCAUUCGACAUACUUAGUGGAAAUGCUUCGUUAGUUCUGUUUUUAAGUGUAUCUUGCCGUUCAUUCAGACAUUUGCUUGUGGAUAUGUACAUUCUAUCUAUAGUUUUAGCCAGUGUGGCUAUUUUCCCACUGGUUUUAAAAAUAUUUUGUCCUUACUUUUGGGAUGAUUUGUUCUAUCUGAUGAACUUGGUACGGAUUUUGGUUACGUUUGGCAAGCGGAGGAGGAGAAAACCACUAUUCCUCGUUUUGGAUAGAUAUUUUGAACAAACUUCGAAUCAUCCAGAUAGAGCUUUCAUUGUGUUUGAGGACAAAUCAUACUCCUACCGAGAUGUAGACAAAAAAAGCAACAAAAUCGCCAAUGCUUUACUGAAGUACACCGAAUUAAAGGAGGGGGACACGGUGGCGCUUUACAUGGGAAAUGAACCCACUUUUAUUUUUACCUGGCUGGCGUUGGCUAAACUGGGCUGCCCCGUAGCUCUGCUCAACACCAACAUUAAGUCGAAGUCUCUUCUACACUGUUUUAGUUGUUGUGGAGCAAAACUGCUCAUAGCAGCCGCAGAGCUGCAGGGUGCAGUGGCGGAUGUGCUGCCCUCCCUGCGUGAGCAGGGCGUGGUCGUGUUCAUAGUGUCCAGGGAGUGCAGCUCGAAUGGCAUGGAGAGCCUCUUAGACAAGGCAGAGGAGGCUGAGGACAGCCCCAUAUCACCGUCACGGAGGGAACACCUGACCUUCAAAAGCCCCGCCGUCUACAUCUACACGUCCGGCACAACAGGGCUGCCCAAAGCUGCUUUAAUCAAUCAGGACCGCCUCCUGGUUGCCAUGGCGGUGCUGACGUCCAAUGGGGUGACUCCAGGUGACAUCAUCUACAUCAACCUUCCUCUGUACCACGCUGCUGGCCUCAUCAUCGGAUUCAUUGGCUCCAUUGAAACGGGUUCAACCAUAGUUUUACGACGAAAAUUUUCGGCCUCCCAGUUUUGGGAAGACUGCAGGAAGCACCAGGUGACAGUGAUCCAGUACAUCGGAGAGGUUCUGCGGUAUUUGUGCAACACCCCCAAGAGAGAUAAUGACAGAGAUCACAAAGUGAGACUGGCUAUUGGCAACGGUGUCCGGACAGAUGUAUGGAGAGAGUUCCUGAACAGAUUUGGCAACAUUGAAGUCAGAGAAUUCUAUGCUGCCACAGAGGGUAAUGUGGGAUUUGUGAACUACACAGGAAAAAUUGGUGCCGUCGGACGUGUCAACUACUUCCACAGGAAAAUAUUCCCCUACACACUGAUUAAAUAUGAUGCAGAGAGGGAGGAGCCAGUGAGAGACCACAGGGGGCUGUGCAUUGAAGCUGCCAAAGGGGAGAUAGGACUUUUGGUUUCCAGAAUAACGAAGAUUGCUCCUUUUGUUGGAUAUGCGGGAAAUGAUCAGCAGACAGAGAAGAAGAGGCUGCGUGAUGUCUUUCAGAAAGGAGAUCUGUACUUCAACAGCGGAGACCUGCUGAGGAUAGACCACCAAAACUUCAUUUAUUUCCAGGACCGUGUCGGGGACACUUUCAGGUGGAAAGGAGAGAACGUGGCAACCACAGAAGUGUCUGAUGUUCUCGCUAUGGCUGACUGUAUCCAGGAGGCGAACGUGUACGGUGUCAAAGUGCCAGGGCAUGAGGGGAGGAUAGGUAUGGCUGCUGUCACAUUAAAAGCAGGGGCAGAGUUUGAUCCCAUUGGCGUCUUCAGCCAGGUCAGCGGCUACCUGCCUGCGUAUGCCUGGCCACGUUUCUUACGGAUCCAGGGUUUCUUGGAGAUGACUGGGACAUUCAAGCAGAUGAAAGUUAAGCUGGUCGAAGAGGGAUUCUGCCCAGCGGCUGUCUCUGACCCCCUCUACUUCCUGGAUGAGAAAGAGAAGCGCUACGUACCAAUGACCCAGCAGAUUUACAAUUCCAUAGAGUCAAAGGUCAUUAAGCUCUGAUUUACUGUAAUAUAGUGCCCUCUCCAUUGUACAUUAUUCUGAGGUACUAUUGCCUUGUGUGAAUAAGAAACAGUGUAACCUAUUUUUAAUAUGGCAACACAGUCAAUUUUUAAUAGAAUGAUUGUAACAUGUAGCAGGAUACCUCAGGGAUGUUAGAUAUUAGAUGUUUUCAUGAAUCACAUUAAAUGUAACAAAUAUGACAAUCAUUUAAUUCGUCUUUUGUGAAAUAUGAGUGGCAUUUACUAAACUCUACUGGGUAUUUCCUUCUUAUUCUGUAGUCAUACUGUAGCUGUGCUGCAAAUAAACAAAACUGCAAAUCUAACAGUAUAAAAAGUUAUAUGGAGGAAAAGAUUGUUAUAUUUUUUAAUCAUGUUCAUUUUGGUGUUCUCCUAACAUAAAGCAAAAGUUGCUGCCUGA
Molecule: messenger RNA, 2416 nt
Organism: Anguilla anguilla (European eel)
Lineage: Eukaryota; Metazoa; Chordata; Actinopteri; Anguilliformes; Anguillidae
Product: very long-chain acyl-CoA synthetase-like
Exons: 10
Coding region: 140-1999 (619 amino acids)
Molecular function (GO): long-chain fatty acid transmembrane transporter activity; long-chain fatty acid-CoA ligase activity
Source: RefSeq, a predicted model, not a curated record